Messenger RNA from Gambusia affinis (western mosquitofish), 2418 nucleotides. RefSeq names its product sodium channel subunit beta-1-like. Gene Ontology annotation, molecular function: sodium channel regulator activity. The record is from RefSeq and is a predicted model, not a curated record. The transcript is spliced from 7 exons. Bases 756 to 1424 code for a protein of 222 amino acids. Gene Ontology annotation, biological process: cardiac muscle cell action potential involved in contraction; sodium ion transport; regulation of heart rate by cardiac conduction. Lineage: Eukaryota; Metazoa; Chordata; Actinopteri; Cyprinodontiformes; Poeciliidae. Gene Ontology annotation, cellular component: voltage-gated sodium channel complex.
CAAUUGGCCGAGUCGGAAGCCAACUUCAUCUUCGGAAAACACGAACACGGUGGAUCUCUGUCACAGCUGUGAGGUCGUUAUUAUCUCAUUAACUCCGUGGAAACGCGUCCGUGGGAGCCUCACGGGGUCUGAUCACACCUGAACUGCAUCUGCAGCAUCCUGCGUGACAACAGGAGCCGCUGUGGCGUCGGAGACCAGGAGCCGCUCUCCGGGCCGAGACAGAGAGCCUUUCCUGCCGCGGCCGCCUGCGAUGCCAGCGCGGCGGAACCAGCACGUCCAGGAGCCGCGGGCCAGCAGAUAGGUCCGGCCGGGGAGCACGCCGCGUUUUGGGGCUCCGCAACACAGAACGGAGGCCCAUGAUUCAGCCCGGCUGCCUUUCUUCCCAUCUCACCUCCCUGUGGUCUGGAUUUUAACUCCCGUAGCAUCGAGUUGGUAGCCUUCACAUGAGCCAGUAGCUGAGGCAGUUUGCACAUUUAAUCUCUCAUUGUGAAGUUAUUAUUGUUUGGCUCUGGUGACCCUCUAAAACCUCAGGACCAAAGCGCACAGCUCAGGAAGGACACUGUGAGGCUGCAGCAAUAAUUUGUAGGUAGAAACCCAGCAACCGACAGGAAGCUGUUGCAUAUUGGAGCCAAAGAGCCGCUUUCACCGGACGACCUCCGUCCUUCAAACCAAACAGCGACCAGGAGAUCCAGGAGAUCCAGGAGAUCCAGGUAGAUCCAGGUAGAUCCAGGUAGAAGGUGCAGGGAGCUGACAUCAUGGCGGCCGUGGCCCCCCUGCUGCUCAUCGCUCUGCUCUGCGGCCUGUUUGCGCCGCGGUGCGACGGUGCCUGUGCAGAGGUGGACUCCGACACGGAGGCCGUGGCGGGACGAGGCUUCAAGCUCGGCUGCAUCUCCUGCAAGAGGCGCAGCGAGGUGGAGGGCUCCGCCACCGUGGAGUGGUACUUCCGGCCCGAUGGGGAGUCCGACUUCGUCCAUAUCUACAGCUACAAUGAGAACGGACCCACCAUCGAACACAACUUCUUCGAGGAUCGCAUCGACUGGAACGGCAGCAAGAGGAGCAACGACAUCCAGGACGCCUCCAUCUACGUUCUGAACGUCACUUUCAACGACUCGGGAACCUACCGCUGCUUCUUCUACCGCACCCUCACCUACGACAACUACGAGUACUUCGACACCGUCGACAAGGUGGUGCACCUGACCGUGGUGGCCAAAGCCACCAGAGGCACAGCGUCCAUCGUGUCAGAGGUCAUGAUGUACGUGUCCAUCAUCGGGCUGCAGGUCUGGCUCCUCAUAGAGAUGAUCUACUGCUACAGAAAGAUCGCUGCGGCCGGGGAGGAAGCGCUUCGAGAGGCGGCGAAUGCUGAAUAUUUAGCGAUAGCUUCGGAGAGCAAAGACAACUGUGCAGGUGUUCAGGUCGGAGAAUAGCACAGGUUUCAUCUGGGUUUCUGCUCGUUAGUCCCUCUGCUGUUUUUGUCGCCAGGUUUUCCUCCCGGACUGAAAACUUCCCUCCAAGCUGCAUGAACCACUUCCUGGCCACAACCCUCCUCUUCAUCGCCAGCCUGUGCUAAACUCUUCUGGACGAGCUGAACUGGACCCGGCCGUCCGCUGACAGCAUGGAACCAGAACUGUACAUAUUCUUGUUGAAGCAUGUCGUAUCGGAAACCAUUAUGCAUUAACGUAUCCAGGUCCAUAUGUAGUCACAGCAGAGAGCUUUCACUGAACCAGCAGCGGAGAGACGCACCUCAGACAGGUUCUGUACGGAUGAUCACUGAUUGAUGAACUCUACUUCCACUUUUAUGGGCUGAUGUUUGUGAAGUUAAGAUUAACAGAAACAAUUUGGAUUAUUUAGCCUCUUAUAAGUGGAUAAAAUGGGGGUUUAGUUUUGAAAUUCAUAUCUUCAUCAUGUAGUUUAUACAUAAAAGAAAAUGUUGGUUUCAAAUUAAAUAUGUUAGCAAGCUAAAUAUUCAGAUUAGCUUCAAGUUAAAUAUUUAAUUAGCAAGCUAAAUAUUUAGUCUGUAAAGUUUCUUUGAAAAGCAAAUUUCAGCAUCAAGACAGUUCGAGCUAAACAUGUAGCUUCAAGAUAUUAAUUUAGAUCCAACUAAUUAUCUUGCUAACUAAAUGUUUGGACUGAAAUAUUUAGCCUUCAUGGUAUUUUUUUAGCUUGUCAGUUAAAUUUAGCUCCAUUAAUAAAUAAACUGAAUAUUUAACUUCCUGAUAUAAAAUUGGUUUGAAUUUGACGUACAAAUGAAUAAAAUGGUGAAAACAUGACAUUAAAAAUUUACCUCCGUUUUUCUUUCUGACAGACUAAAUAACUCAAAUUAAUGCUGUUAUUUUUUAAACUGUGGAUCUUUACAAACAGCGCCCCCUACACCAACUCAUAGUUCUACACUUGAUAUAAUUAAACGUGAUAAGAACCUGA